GUGGUAAGCGCUGUCCUGUGCUGAACAGUCACUUCAAAGGCGUCGUAGUACCAAUAUAGGACUGACGCCAAUGGCAGAGUAACAAAGCCAAAUUUUCUUGCAUUCAAUCUGCACCGAGUCCACCAGACCAUGUAGCGUCAUUUCCUUCUCUUCGUCAAGUCUCUGCAUUCCCGGAGCAGAACUUCUUGAUGACUGUACCCUGGCCCACGCUCCGCACUGCCUUGAAACACGACACUGCGCUCUCAGCGAGCAUUUGAACGAAUUUUUUUCUUUCCGCCCAUGCCUGUCUUCGUACUUUUACCAUGCUCUUUGCGAUGCUCAACCGCUUCGCCGAACUCACUUCCAAUCUUGAAGCGAGCCUCGCACCGGAACACCUGAACCCAACACGAUCUGCCGACGAUUCCGCACAACCCAGCAUCAUCCGUCUUUUGUAAACAACAUUCGCAAUGCCCUCUUCGCAUACAUCCGUGCACCAUCGCAUGGUACUGUACUCCUACUAGAAAGCCAACAUCAGUGUAGUCUCGCCAGCGAAUAAAAUGAGGCUGCAUACACACACAUCUCUCUCACUCCCUACGGAUCAUACCCGAAUAACCCAACUCAAAUGAAACCAAAA
Parastagonospora nodorum SN15 is the source of this 613-nucleotide messenger RNA. RefSeq lists its product as hypothetical. The transcript has a single exon. NCBI's taxonomy places the organism in Eukaryota, Fungi, Ascomycota, Dothideomycetes, Pleosporales, Phaeosphaeriaceae. The record is from RefSeq and is a predicted model, not a curated record. Bases 303 to 434 code for a protein of 43 amino acids.